This is a messenger RNA of Megachile rotundata (alfalfa leafcutting bee), 1372 nucleotides long. It is a transcript of the gene Uba5, whose product is annotated as Ubiquitin-like activating enzyme 5. Gene Ontology annotation, molecular function: UFM1 activating enzyme activity. Gene Ontology annotation, cellular component: cytosol; cytoplasm. Gene Ontology annotation, biological process: protein ufmylation. NCBI's taxonomy places the organism in Eukaryota, Metazoa, Arthropoda, Insecta, Hymenoptera, Megachilidae. The record is from RefSeq and is a predicted model, not a curated record.
UUAUUCAUAGUGAAUGUUAUAAAAGUAUUUUUGUUCGUUUUAAAAGUCCUUUCUUUUCUAAUAUACAUAACCAUUCUUUUCGCUGGCUAUAAAGUGCUCGCGCGUGAUAGUCGUGUCACUGCCGUACGUAUUUGCUUUGUAUUUCUGGCAAAAGUGCUUUAUUUUCGAUAAUGGAUGAAAAAGAGAAAUUGCAACAACGAAUUAAGGAGUUAGAAACAAAAUUACAAGAAGAGCAGAAUAAAAAUAUGUUAAUAACAAGAGAAAAGAUAGAACAUAUGUCAAGUGAAGUAGUUGACUCAAAUCCUUAUAGUCGGUUGAUGGCAUUAAAACGUAUGGGUAUAGUAAACAAUUAUGAAAGAAUAAGAGAGUUUACGAUUGCAAUAGUUGGAGUAGGUGGAGUUGGUAGCGUUACUGCAGAAAUGUUGACAAGAUGUGGAAUUGGAAAGUUAGUUCUUUUUGACUAUGAUAAAGUAGAAAUGGCAAACAUGAACAGACUUUUCUUUCAACCGCACCAAGCUGGUCAGAGCAAAGUGGAAGCAGCAGCAAAAACGUUGCAAUAUAUUAAUCCUGAUGUAGAUAUUGAAACUCAUAAUUAUAACAUUACCACAGUGGAUCACUUUGAAGAUUUUAUGAAUACGUUGAGCACAUCAAGUUUGAGUAAAGGACCAGUGGAGUUGGUACUAAGUUGUGUAGAUAAUUUUGAAGCAAGGAUGGCAAUUAAUACUGCCUGUAAUGAACUCAAUCAGAAAUGGUUUGAAAGUGGAGUUUCAGAAAAUGCUGUUUCUGGUCACAUUCAAUUUAUUAUUCCCGGGGAAACGGCUUGCUUUGCGUGUGCCCCUCCAUUAGUGGUGGCAGAAAAUAUAGAUGAAAAAACUUUGAAACGCGAUGGCGUAUGCGCAGCAUCUUUACCUACAACUAUGGGAAUCGUGGCUGGGUUUUUAGUUCAGAAUACAUUGAAAUACCUUUUAAAUUUUGGAGAGGUGUCCUAUUAUUUAGGUUACAACGCGAUGCAAGAUUUCUUUCCUAAAAUGACAUUGAGACCAAAUCCAAAUUGUGAUGAUAGAUACUGUAGAGAACGUCAGCAGGAGUAUGCAUUAAAACCAAAACAGGAACAAAGGGAGGAACAAAUAGUUGAAGAUAAGCCCCUGCAUGAAGAUAAUGAAUGGGGAAUUUCUCUCGUCGAUGAACAAGAUCAACAGGCAGAUGAAAAUGAGCGCUCAUUGUCGUUAGGUGUAAAAGAAGCGUAUAGCAUACCGUCACGUUCGACUGAUUCGCAAGUCGAUCAAAUUCCGCUUGAAUCUGAUGCUAGUCUAGAAGAAUUAAUGGCACAAAUGAAGUCUAUUUAAAUUCUGCUUCUUUGCGAUUAUUUUAU